Messenger RNA from Gamsiella multidivaricata, 787 nucleotides. RefSeq lists its product as uncharacterized. The transcript has 9 exons. The coding region runs from base 56 to 724 and encodes 222 amino acids. NCBI's taxonomy places the organism in Eukaryota, Fungi, Mortierellomycota, Mortierellomycetes, Mortierellales, Mortierellaceae. The record is from RefSeq and is a predicted model, not a curated record.
AAACCACACAUCCACCGAUGCACCCGUACCAAAGUGCACUCUGUUACUCGAUGUUAUGGCCAGGCAGCAUCGUCCAGGCUGCUUCGCCCGUCAUUUCCACUGCAGCAAUCCUCAACAGCAGCGCAGUAGGACCGCAGCGACGACCACAGCGAUGACCGGUCGAGUCCACAAAGGUACAACAUGGCCCAGUCCAGCGGGACUCGCCAUGGUCAAGAAGAGCGAGCCAGAUGGUCACAAAGCCACUGGCCUCUGUCUCUGCCAGUCUCGGCUGAGAAGAGGCCCUGGCUCGCUCCGCCCAGCCUGGCCAGCUGACUGUGAGGUUCGGAGCGAAGACAUCAUGGUCAAGGGAUGUCCAGCAGUCCUGAUCCUACGGCGAUGUCUCGGCAAGAUCAGGCCUAGUAAUGCUCCCCAACUGGGCAGCGAGAGGGAGAGAGCGCGUCGAUCGAUCAAGGAUCCUAGUCCUAGGGUGGACACAUGCAAAGAGCAGACCACCCUCUCUCAGCUGAGGGGAGACGGCCCCGAACCCUCGGGGUUUGGUGGUCGCGAGGUUGGGUCCUCUGCGGGGGAUGACCAGUGUGUAUGGGCACAAGAGGGAGAGGGCGAAUGGGCCGUAACAGCCAGCAAGACACUAGGCAGCUCAUCAAAGCCCCAGCAACCGGGUCGUAGGCCACCGGCCUCCCCAUUCGGUAGCUUUGAGAACAGUAUCAAGGCCCACGAACGAUGAUGACACUGACAUCCAGAGCAGUAUCAAACACUCGAAAAAAAAAAGAUCAUGGGCAGCAAGCGG